Messenger RNA from Mya arenaria, 2241 nucleotides. RefSeq lists its product as uncharacterized. Lineage: Eukaryota; Metazoa; Mollusca; Bivalvia; Myida; Myidae. The coding region runs from base 1 to 2241 and encodes 746 amino acids. Gene Ontology annotation, molecular function: protein binding. The record is from RefSeq and is a predicted model, not a curated record. The transcript has a single exon.
AUGGAAGUAAUGGAUUUCAACCGUAGUUGUCAACUCAUGCUUUCAAGAGUUCUUGAUGACAUCGGGUUGACCACCAUUUCAAUUCAAAAACGGAGAAGGACGUGGCUUAUGAAAGAAGCCAUGAACACAGUUAAAUUUUCCCUUCAACAUGUAAACAAUGUUGACAGAUUGCUUGAUUCUAUUAGGUACAAGAAAUACCACUUCGGAAGUCAAAGUGAAGCGACAACAACUCUUCAUAUGGGUUCAGAUAUUGACAGUCUCUAUUGCUUUGAAAAUACUAGUAAACAGGUUAUUCUUAAAAUGUCAACCUGGAAAGAUGAAGUCGAAAAUUAUCUUGCCCUUCAAAGCUCAACAACUCCUCCACAACAUUGCAAUCUGCUUUGCUUGAAAAGUGAAGGUCCUACCCCUGAAACCAGGAAUAUUCAAAAUCAUACCUUUAAAGACGAUCGGGACUUGGUAUUUCUCAUGAACACGAUCAGCACUGUUUCUAUGCAAACACUCUGCCUACCUGGUGAAACAUUGAGGAAACAUGGACCCUCUGUGUCAUGGGACGAUAACAUGGACUAUGUAGUAAAUGCCUUCAACUGUCCGGUAUUGCCGGAUGAGUGCAAAUUUGUGUUUUCAAGACCUCGACCUGGUCAUUGGCCUGAUCAAUCUCUUCUUGAUGAAGCAAGAGCUUGUGGAACAUUUGUUGUUCCGCAGUGCUACAGCGAUUCCCCAAAGGAACCACAGAAAGUUAAAAUAGUUGGCCCGAUGACUGAUGAUAACAUGGUAACCGAAAGUGUGGGAUCACUUCUUGAGUGGAGAUACUCAACGUCACGGAUGGAGCGUCUAUUUGUUUUCGACUGGAGUAUUCAACAGUUAAAGGUUUACAUUCUAUUGAAAUUAAUACGGAUAACAUUUCUGAAGCCGCUAUUUGGAGAUAGACUGAGCACUUUCCAUAUGAAGACUACAAUGAUGUAUACAGUGGAGAAUUACCCACAGGAUAUUUGGAGGGACGACAAUAUCAUACAGUGCGUCACCUACUGUCUAAAUACACUUUUGAGAUGGUCCCAGCUCAGGUUUUGUCCGCAUUUUACAACAGAAAAUGUGAACUUGUUCACGGGAAAGAUUCACAAACACGAAAUACCACGGCUGGUUAAAAAACUGUCGGAGCUUAUUUCGAGCAACAUACAAUGUGUAUUUGAAAUUAAAAUUGAAAAUAUUGGUGAACAUCUUCUUAACAGAAUCAAGGCAUUUCAGUGUUCGUUGCCAUCGUCGGUGCACAACAAUUGCGAUUGCGAAAUUGCGAUACGAAUGGCUCACGCAUACAGCAGUGAAUACUUCGAAAUCUUCCUUCAAACAUUGCAAGAUCUGGAUCAAAUGACAUAUAUUGAUGCAAUUCAAGCGGUAAGGCGUUAUACAUGCUUAUUGCAGAAAUGGUUAGAGGUCGGAGAUGAUCGGCAUAUAGAAGCGGCCAAAGUAAUUCAUCCAAUGAUAACAUGCACUGGUGCAAGUAUGCGAGCAUCGAGGUGCAUCAAACUUGAUAGACACAUUUCAAAACAAAUAACAACAUUGUAUAGCUUUAGCAACACUCGAAGUUCGAUACCAUCCAGACUGAAAUAUGCUUCGAUGCUUUAUUGUAGUGGUCAGUUCGAGGCCGCAGCCGAAUGCUUAUUUGCAUGUGAACUGAUACUCGGGAAGAUGCCGGUCUGGCAAAUGAGCCUCGUCCUACGGCGGGAAUAUAUAUCUCCUGUGAAGGAUCUUCACAGUCAAGUAGUGAUGCUUUCCAAUGAGAACAUCUUCCAUUCCAUUUUUGUUACAAGUGUUGUCUUCAGUCGCCAUGAACUGCACUGUGUGCCGGGAUUUUUGAUAUAUGACAUGUUUCGCACAAUGACAAUAGAUGAUAAGCAGGACAGACAUUUAUACCAGGAUAUAUGGAUGGAUCUAGCAGUUAUAGAUCCUUUACCAUUUAUGUAUUACUUACAGUUCCUUACUUACCAUGCUCUUGGUUGUUCUGAUCAAAUGGAGGAUAGUUUAAAUAAAUUAUUGGAGUAUGUUCAUAACUCAGUUCAAAAGUAUGCUUGCCAUGUUGAUGUUGCGAUUAAUUUGCUUGGACAUUGUCUUGAGAAACUCGGGAUAUAUGAUGUCGCGUGGCAGUUCUACAAGUCCUCUUUAUACCUGUACCAUCCGAACAAUGCUGCUGUUUGGCAUAUGUGCAGAUUAGUUCAUAGGGAAGUUAUAGGCGAUAUAGCUAAUUGA